Molecule: messenger RNA, 813 nt
Organism: Dentiscutata heterogama
Lineage: Eukaryota; Fungi; Glomeromycota; Glomeromycetes; Diversisporales; Gigasporaceae
Source: the annotation of a GenBank genome assembly
AUGUCGGCUCAACUUUAUCAGACCCUUGGCGAAGAUCUGUUGGCUUCCUUCAAUGAAAAGAGAUACACGGACAUUACGAUAACGACUGAACAAGGAACACCUAACGCGAGAACUUUCCGGUCGCACAGAUUUAUACUUUAUUCUCGUUCUCAAUAUUUUCGAGAAAUUUUGUCUGAUGGUAAUGAUAUUGAGAAUAUCGAACUUCCAGACAUUUCAGGUGAGAUCUUUGAAGAUUUGCUCGGUGGAAAGGUCAACUUGGGCCAUAGAUCAGGUUCGGAAGUCCUUGACCUGUUACUCGGAGCUGAAAAACUUGCCCUUGAUCUCGUCAACAGCAUACAAUCUUUCAUUAUUGAGCAACAUGGUAACUGGUUAAAUGAGCAUUUCGCUCAUAUUCAUCAUGUGAGUAAUAAAUAUGAAACCUAUGAACAACUACGUGCAUUCUGCGCUCAUACCGUCAACAACUCCCCUGAGUUUAAUUUAAUCGCAAUUUUAGGUUACAAUCCAAUCGAAUGGAAACGCGUCGAUUGCGUAUGGGGAAAGACGCCUGAUAGUUUCAUUUUUUCUUUUCCAAGUAAUGAUUUUCAAGAGGCGAUUCUCAGUCGAGUUAAUGUUGUUUCAAAGGCUGUGAGUUGGGAAUUGGAAUAUGGUCCAUCCUUUGGAAAUGAUUUAAUAAUGAUUGGACCCAACCUCCAAAAGCGUUGUCUCUGUAACGUUUCGAAUCUGCCGCAAGUGUAUGAGAAAAAACUGCGAAAUUCUUCAAACGAAUUUGAGAUAGUCGAUUAUGAAGUAUAUCAAAUUCGAACAAAGGUGUAA